UCGGCAGGGAGGACACUUUCUCUUUCUCGGGCUCGCUCACCAAUGCUUUGCAACCAUCCACCCAGACUGAUCUUUUUUGCAAGUUUGUUUGCCGGGAGUCUCAAGGUCCCCCCCCUCCCAUCCCCCUACCCCCCAAGACUGUGCGCGCUCAGCCACCUCCCUCCCUGCGCCCCCCGCCUGCCCAGCGCCGCGCGCCCACUUGGGGUUCGCAGCCCGCGCGCCCCGUCGCGGCCGGGGGCUCGGGGCAUGCGCUCUGCGGCGCCGCCGCCCUCCCCCACCCCUUCCCGCGGCUGAGUUAUUUCAAGUAUGUGAGGAGCCCGCGAGGGCCGGCGCUGGUCAUGGGGAGCCGCCGCCGCCGCCUCCAGGAGCGCGGCUUGCUGGGGAGCGCGGCGCGCACUUCUCCCGGUGGCGGCGGGGACGAGCCUGGCUGCUGAGGCGCGGGGGAUGGCGGACCCUCUGCGGAGGACCCUGUCCAGGCUUCGGGGGCGGCGGGGUCCCCGCGCUGCCGGGGGGCUCGGACUCCGGGCGGCCGCCGCUGCAGUGACCGUGGCGGCCUCGUCUGCAGCCGAGGGAGUCGCCGGGGGUCCCCCGGGCGCCCCCUUUCGCGAACGCGCGGCGAGCUCGGAGCAGCCCCUGCCGGUGCGCCAGCCCGGAGGGCGCCGGGAGCAGCCGGGGGAGCGCGGGCCUCGGCCUCGCGGCGGGAAGGAGGCCGCCCCCUCGGACCCGGGGCUGCAGCUCGCCGCUCUGCACGCCCCGCCGAGCUCCGAGGACAGCGAGGAGGAGGAGGAGGAGGAGGAGGAGGAAGAGGAGGAGGAGGAGGAGGAGGAGGAGGAGGAGGAGGAGGAGGAGGAGGAGGAAGAGGACGAUGGCGCAGACUACUAUGAGAACCUGCCCGGCGGCGCCCAGGGCGCGCUCCAGCCGCAGCGGGAGCCCGAGGUCGAGGGGGCGGAGGCGGAGCGGUGGCCCCCGCCUCCCCCGGGGGCGAGCUCCUCCCCGGGGGCGGAGGGCGGCCGCCGGGAGACGGGCAGGCUGCAGACCCAGUUGCGAGAGGCCUAUUAUCUGUUGAUCCAGGCCAUGCACGACCUGCCCCCUGAGUCGGGCGCGCGGCGGGGCUGGGUGGAUCGCGGCUGCCCCGCGGGGGCGCAGGCUCCCGGCCAGGCUCCUUCUCCCGGCGGCAUCGCCAAGCGCAAAACUCGCCCCCAGGACUGGGAGAAGGGAGGCGGCGGCCGCUGUUGGCAGCAGGUGUCCCCGCCUAGGUCGCCUCCGGGGGAGUCCGGGGGAAGCCGCCGGGGCCCCCCUCGGGUGCGGCUGUGCUCCAGCAGAAGCCUCGAGAGCCUCCAGGUGGGCGCCACGCCGCCGCGCGUGCAGCGGUGGCCGAGCGACAGCUGGCUCAGGUGCGGCCCGCGCGGGGCCCGGGACGAGCCCCCGCCACGUGGAGGCGGGAUGCACGGCUGGAGCCGAGGCAGCGCGGGGGCCCCGGCGCCCUCCGGACUCCGGACCCCCGGCUCCCGGGACCGAGGCUGCUCUUCUGAAAACCCUUUCGGGGACCCCGCGGGAUCCUCUGUGAUCCGCUGCGGCAGUGGAGACAGCCAGGACGGACUCCCCUUCUUCAAACCUCCCGCGGUGACAGUCAAGAAGCUGCAGAAGUGGAUGUACAAAGGCCGUUUGCUGUCCCUGGGCAUGAAGGGUCGCGCCCGUGGGACACCCCCCAAAGUCACGGGAGUGCAAACAACCCCCCCAAAUCUGGGUCCUUUGAAAAUGCACGAAAGCCAAUUUCUCCCGGUGCCUCCAGACCAAAGAAUCACGCUGACAGACUUAUUUGAAAAUGUUUAUGGCUCGUCGAUGAAGAGACGAGAACUUGAAGAUCUGAAAGAUAAUGUUGAAUUCAGAAGUUACAAACCACUUAAUAGCAUCACUGUGUCAAAGAAACGGAACUGGCUUUAUCAGAGCACUCUAAGAUCUUUUAAUUUGGAAGAAAAAAAUAAGAAAUGCCAAGAUAGAAGCCACUUGUCCACCAUACCUGUUUCUUUACCUAAACAUCAGCUCUCACGACCUUUAGUCAGAUCAUCUGAAGAAUACUGUGCGUAUGUGGUGUGCAAUGCUGCUAACUCCUCAUUGUCAAGAAAGUGCUCUCUAGACUUCAAUGAGGAAAACCAUGCGGACGAUGAAGGAGAAAUUUGGUACAACCCCAUUCCUGAGGAUGAUGACUUAGGGCUAACGAAUGACUUGAGUUUUGGUAAGGCAGACUCAGCUGUUUGGAAAUUUCCUACUGUCAGUGUUAGAGUAUUAUCUGGUAGUGACCUCAUGAAAGCCGAACAGCAUACUGAAGACUUGCUGUGCUUUUCUGAACAUCUAGGCGAUGAUCAAACCACACCGUCAAAUGAAAUGAAUCCUCUAGAUGCUACACAUUCCACCGAGAAUCACAAGCAAAGACUUGGACACAAGACACCAGAAAGUACAAUGGGAGACAGUCUCACACUGAAAUCCCCUUCUGCAGGUCCUGGCAUCCUAGCUGCUCCAAAUAGGAAUGAAUUGGGAAUUACAGAACCAUCUUCUCCAAGUCCUAGUCCAGUGAAAAUGGGCAGUUCAAUUGGCUGGUCUUUCCCAGAUAAAAUAAAAUCCCCACGAACUGUGAGGAAACUUUCUAUGAAAAUGAAGAGGUUGCCAGAACUUAGCCGAAAACUGAGUGUCAAAGGAACCUUGAACUAUGUAAAUAGUCCAGAUAAUACUUCCUUACCUAAAUAUCAUUGUCGAGAAAUUCAUCAUACUGUUGCUCUACCUUCGGGGACUACAACCACAGCUGCGAAGAGGAAUGUUAUAAGUCGGUACCAUCUGGAUACCAGUGUAUCCUCUCAGCAAAGCUACCAGCAGAAAAUGUCUGUGCAUUCUAAGUUUUCUUGUAAAGGUGGUUACCUCAGUGAUGGUGAUUCACCUGAACUUAUAACUAAAUCUGGCAAACAUGGGUCUGAAAACAAGUUUGGAAAGGGUAAAGAAAUAAUUCCAAAUAGUGGUAGCAAGAAUGAAAUAGACAUUGAUGCUUUUAGGCAUUAUAGUUUUUCUGAUCAACCUAAGUGCUCACAGUACUUAUCUGGGCUCAUGAGUGUGCAUUUCUACGGCGCUGAGGAUUUAAAACCACCUCGGAUAGAUUCGAAAGAUGUCUUUUGUGCAAUUCAGGUCGACUCAGUAAACAAAGCAAGAACAGCUUUGCUCACAUGUCGGACGACAUUUCUCGACAUGGAUCACACUUUCAAUAUAGAGAUUGAAAAUGCACAGCAUUUGAAAUUAGUAGUGUUUAGUUGGGAACCCACUCCAAGAAAAAAUCGAGUGUGUUGUCAUGGAACGGUUGUUCUCCCCACCUUAUUUCGAGUGACUAAGACCCAUCAGUUGGCUGUCAAACUUGAACCUAGAGGCCUUAUUUAUGUGAAAGUGACUCUUCUGGAACAGUGUGAGAAUUCUCUUCAUGGACUCGAUAUGAACCGAGAACCAGUAAUAUUUGGUGUUGAUAUUCGAAAAGUUGUAGAGAAGGAAAGCACAGGAUUGUUGGUGCCACUCCUAAUACAGAAAUGUGUUAUGGAAAUUGAAAAAAGAGGCUGUCAGGUAGUGGGCUUGUACCGGCUGUGCGGCUCUGCGGCAGUCAAGAAGGAACUUCGAGAGGCUUUUGAGAGGGAUAGCAAAGCUGUCGGUCUGUGUGAAAGCCAGUAUCCUGAUAUAAAUGUGAUAACAGGUGUUCUUAAGGAUUAUUUAAGAGAACUCCCUUCUCCUUUGAUAACAAAGCAGCUGUAUGAGGCGGUACUGGAAGCAAUGGUGAGAAGUCCUUUGAAAAUGUCAUUGAAUGGUUGUGAGAAUGAUCCCAGUGACUCUAUGUACACCGUGGGCUUGCUUGACUGUCUGCCUGAUGUGGAAAAGGCAACCCUAAAGAUGUUAUUGGAUCACUUGAAACUGGUGGCUUCUUAUCAUGAAGUGAAUAAGAUGACCUGCCAGAAUCUGGCCGUGUGCUUUGGACCAGUCUUAUUAAGUCAGAGUCAAGAGACUUUCACCCGUAACAACAGAGUCUUUACUGAUUCAGAAGAACUUGCAAGUGCUUUGGAUUUUAAAAAGCAUAUUGAAGUUCUUCAUUACUUACUCCAGCUCUGGCCAGUUCAGCGUUUCACUGUGAAGGCAUCACCGGACAACUUGUUUCCAGAGCAGAAGUCUUCUCUAAAUUAUUUGAGGCGGAAGAAAGAACGACCUUACGUGCUAAAUCUGAGUGAAACUGAUUCAUCAAGAGUGCUUCGGCCAAGGCAAACUAGACUAGACAGCCCACUUAGCAAUCGUUAUGCAGGAGACUGGAGCAGCUGUGGAGAAAGCUACUUUUUAAAUACAAAGGAAAACUUAAAUGAUGGGGAUUAUGAUGAUGUCCCUUCAGAAGCUAGAGACGAUUGUGGCAAAUUGUAUGAAUCAAGCAUGAUGAUUGAACAACCACUUGCCAUGUCUAAAGAGUGCACUUUUCAGACCUAUUUGACUAUGCAGACGAUUGAGUCGACUGCAGAUCGAAAAGUCAAUCUCAAAGAUCUUCAGGAAAGUAUCGAUACUUUGAUUGGAAAUUUGGAGCGUGAGCUCAACAAAAACAAGCUUAGUAUGAGUGUUUGAAAUUGAGAGGUCUUUCUUUCUUUCCUUCUUCCUUCCUUCUUUCCUUCUUUCCUUCCUUCCUUCCUUCCUUCCUUUCUUUCUUUCUUUCUUUCUUUCUUUCUUUCUUUCUUUCUUUCUUUCUUUUCUCUCCUCUUUCUUUAUGUCAUAAUGUCUUUAAAAUCUUCUACCAAUCAUUCUUUUAACCUCUCACAGUGAUGCUUUAACUUUUUCUCUUAAGCUCUUCAAUGAAUGUCUAAUAAAUAAGUUCAUGUAAUUCAGUUAAAAACACUAUGUAUUCACAUAACUUUUAGUUAUUAGAACAUUUUUUUUUCCCAUGGGUGAAGAUAGCUUGAAAUUGUGAGGACUUUAAUAAAUCUUGCCAAUUCUGUAAAGAUGAUUUUUAAUGCACUUAUAAAAUUUAGAUAAGUUAUUAGCUUCUCCUCGGAAUUUUUGUCCUUCCUAGGAACUGGUUUGCCGCUGAAGCACACGGUCCCUUCAGAGGAUUGUUGCAGCUGUUCAGGUCUUGUGCGUGUGUGUUCAUGUGUACUACAGCAUCAUUCAACCCCAUUUCAUUUGCUCUGCAGAUGCUGCUAUAAGAAAACAUUUUUAUGAAAAAGUAAAAUUAUACAGUGAUGUGCUGUCUUCUGUUUUUAACAUUCAGUAAUUAUUUAAGCUUAUAAAAUGAAAUAUUUUUAUAGUCCUGAAAAUAUGUAUAUAUUUAUAAGUGCAUAUAUAUAUAUAUAUUUUUUAGAAUGGGGGAGGGGUUGACUGUGGAAUUACAUGUAUCUUUAAAGUAUAUGUGUCAUGAGGCCAAAAAUGAUUAGCUUAAAAUCAUCUUUUUUUCAGGGAGAGAUUUAAGUGAAAGGAAGAGUUACAUAGAAACACUUGAACAAAAACAGUCUGGAAAGAUCUGAAUAGCGAUAUAUGUAAUAUAUAUAAUAUAUUUUCUUUUUCUGGUUUGCAGAAAAUGUACCCUGUGAAAAAUUACCUUUUAAAUAGAAAUUCUUUAGAUUUUUUUUUUUAGGGGAUAAAGUCCUCCCCACACAUACACACCUAUUCUAUGCAUUUUGAUAUUCUGCUUUUUAAAACAAAGAAAUUAUACUUAAAACAUAUUUAUUUUAGUAAUACAUGUAUAAUAUGGACUUUAUAGUCACCCCCAUUUCUUUUUAAUGAAAUCUUGCCAGCAUAUUACAUGUUAUUGAUUCUUUUAAAUUAAUUUAUUUUGGUUAAUAUUAUCUAGAAGGUAGUCAUUGUAGCAGUCACAGCAGUGUUUUAUGAUGUAAAGUUAGAAACCCUUCUUUCCCCUUAUGUGUUUUUGUUUUUGUUUUUAAACUUUGGUUCCUGUGGAAGUGUAAUUUAAACAUUAUAAAUAAAUUUUGAAUUGCUAACAAUGAUACAACAGCCAUUAAAAACUAACUUCUUGAUGUUUUAAAAUAUUAAUGUGUUUAACUAUGUCUAUGCAACAUACAUGGGUAAACAGAACACCCUGUUAUUUGAGAACUCAGUUGUUAAACAGAUAAAUAUGUAUUUUUUAUGGAAUUUUCCUUUUUCAAAACUUUGAAUGACAGUUUAAAGAAUAGCAAAGAAUAUAUGACAGGUAAAAGUACUGAGUGACCAGUCAAGGAAAGUGCUUUAGUUUUAUUGUGGAAAGACUAUCUCAGUCUUAUUUUGUUUGCUAUGCUAUAUAGAUUAUAUAAAUUGAAUAAGUUGUUCCAGAACUGUAAAGAUUUUAUUAAAAUUUUUAACCAUGGUGUUCUACUAUUAAUUGUUAUGAUUUUCAGGACCACUUAAUGCCAUUUUUAUAAAUAGACAUACCUAAGUAUUGGACCAUCAUAUUGUAACUAUACAUUUAUGUAACAUUUUUUUAAUUCAAUAUUAAAUUUUCCAGAAUUUGAAAUAA
Molecule: messenger RNA, 6508 nt
Organism: Erinaceus europaeus (western European hedgehog)
Lineage: Eukaryota; Metazoa; Chordata; Mammalia; Eulipotyphla; Erinaceidae
Gene: SYDE2
Product: synapse defective Rho GTPase homolog 2
Exons: 7
Coding region: 445-4629 (1394 amino acids)
Biological process (GO): signal transduction
Source: RefSeq, a predicted model, not a curated record